Messenger RNA from Zootoca vivipara (common lizard), 7159 nucleotides. RefSeq names its product NudC domain containing 3 (gene NUDCD3). NCBI's taxonomy places the organism in Eukaryota, Metazoa, Chordata, Lepidosauria, Squamata, Lacertidae. Gene Ontology annotation, biological process: protein folding. The record is from RefSeq and is a predicted model, not a curated record. Gene Ontology annotation, cellular component: cytoplasm.
AAGGGUGUUUAACUCAGAAAUCACUGAGUUAAAGCUGAUCGAAAGUCCAGAGGUAGCAUUUUUUUUAUUGACAGCUGCACGAGUUAUUAUAGCUAGGAAGUGGAAGGGGCAAGGUGAAUAUAAAAUGGAAGAAUGGUAUAAAGAGGUGUGGGAUAUAGCUAAGAUGGGGAAUAUCCAGUAGAAAUGAUUUUGAGGAGAUACGGAAGGUGUUUGUAGAAUUUGUACUGUUAAAAUGGAAAGGGGUCAAACCAUUGCAAGAGGUGUUGCAAUUUUUGGAGGUUGGACAGUUACAAUGGAAUAGUCUUGAGGGUGGGGCUGCACAUUUUUAUACUUAUUUAUUUAUGAUUAUUACUUUGUCAAAAUAUUUUUUUUAAAAAAAGAAACAACAAUAAUGCAACCUGACACAUCUGCUCAGAAGCAAGCCACCCAGCGGAGCUUACUCCCAGGAAAAUGGGGAAUAUGCAGGAGAAAUGAUUUUGAGGAGAUACGGAAGGUGUUUGCAGAAUUUGUACUGUUAAAAAGGAAAGGGGGUCAAACCAUCGCAAGAGGUGUUGACAUUUUGGGAGCCGGGAUAGUUACAAUGCAAUGGUCUCGGGGAUGGGGUGCACGUUUUUAUUCUUAUUUAUUUAUGAUUACCUCACACCCGUCUGCUCAGAAGCAAGCCACCCAACGGGGCUUACUCCCAGGUAAAUGGGCCUAGCCCAAUAAACUUGCUUCCAUUACUUUUGCCCUAAACGCGGAGAUUAAGUAGUAAAUUCCUCCACAAAGCCGUCGAAGACGCUCGCCCGUUUUAAAUGCCCAAGCGGAACCUUCCGGCUCCGCCGCGCCGGAAAACUGUUCGGGGAGGGGACGGACCCAUUUCCGCGACGGACCGGAAGCGCCCGCUCCGAUCACGUCACCGGGUUGGCCCAUCGAGUGAGGGUUGCCGUGACAGCGGCGGACUCUCGUUGCUUGAAGCGGGAGGCUGGUCGCUCGCUCGCUCGCUUGGCCGGCCUCGCCGUGUCCUCCGGUGUCUUUCGACCAGGCCUCUCCUCCCGCCUCAGGUGGCUUCAUGGAGCGGGCCGCCGCUAUGACGGACAUGUACGACCAGGCGCUGCUGGGCAUCUUGCAGCAUGUGGGGAACGUCCAGGAGUUCCUGAACAUCCUCUUCGGCUUCUUGUACCGAAAGACCGACUUCUACCGGCUCCUGGUGCAGCCGGCCGACCGGCUCGGCUUCCCUCCGGGGGUGGCCAAGUGCAUGGCGCUACGGGCUUUCAAAAACUUUGAACACCUGGCCCGCCAAGAUGAUGACAGAAGACAGCAAGAACUUCAGGAAAAAGUGAAGAAAAGAGAGGAGGACAUGGCAAGUGCAGGAGAGAGAGUGAAGGUGGUGCCAGCUGUAGCUGAGGAGGUUGAGAUCAGUGCAGCAGCGGGUGAUGACUCUGUAUCAGAGGGUGGAAAGGCUACAGAGUCACAGGAGCCCGUGGCAGUGGAGGAGAAAGUAGAUGCACAAGCCGCCAAUGCAGCCGUGGAGCCACCGGUGGCUGUUGCUGCCCCCUUAGAAAGUCAGCCAGCAGAGCUGCCCAGGAAACAGGAGCAGUUCCAGGCAAAUCCUGACAGUUAUAACGGAGCAGUGCGGGAGAAUUACGCCUGGUCCCAAGACUACAGUGACCUGGAGAUCAAAGUCCCUGUGCCCAAGCACAUUCUGAAAGGCAAGCAGGUUUCUGUGAACAUCGGUAGUAGUUCAAUUUCCGUGGCUGUGGUAGAGGGAAGUGGGCCACGUGUGCUCAUGGAAGGCACCCUCACUCACAAGAUCAACACAGAGAACUCUGUCUGGAGUCUGGAACCAGGAAAGUGUAUCCUUAUUAACCUGAGCAAAGUAGGUGAAUACUGGUGGAGUGCCAUCUUGGAAGGAGAAGAGCAGAUUGACAUUGGUAAAAUCAAUAAAGAACGUUCAAUGGCUACAGUGGAUGAAGAAGAGCAUGCUGUGCUGGACAGGCUAUCCUUUGACUACCACCAAAAGCUGCAGGGAAAGCCACAGAGCCAUGAGAUGAAAGUCCACGAGAUGCUCAAGAAGGGCUGGGAUGCUGAAGGCUCCCCGUUCCGAGGCCAGAAGUUUGAUCCCUCCAUGUUCAACAUCUCUCCUGGCGCAGUGCACUUUUGAUGAUGGCACCGAGGAUGGGAGAGUCGCCUACCUGCCGGGGGGAGUAGGAUGAAACUGAUGCCACUGCCACACUCCUCCCCUCCUGCCAGCAAUUUCAAUCAGCCCCUUUGUCCCUGCCUUGUUAUCUGGGCUUGUUUGCAAAAUGACAAAGGACUUCAAAAUAGCCAGAAUGUGGGUUUGCUUUUGGGGAGGGGGGAGAGGGAAGUGCAAUGUUGAGCGAGUCCUUCCCUCCAGCACCAGGUUGGUGCAUUUGAUAUGUAUGUGGGGGAAGCCUAGCAAAAAGCAGCCUUAAACCGUACUGUGUCACCACGGCAACCAGCAGCUGCUGGUAGCAUUUCCUCUUCUCUCUUGUUAAUGGAUUGCUUUGGGGAGGGGGGGGUUGAUUGAAGGCAGGAUCUCCUCCCCACCUCUUUUUCAGAAAUACAUGCAGUUUGGCCAAAUGAUGGCGAGAUUCUCUCCUGUUUCUUUGAAGCUGUCUUCUGUCCCUGGUUCCAUCUUUCAGGAAACCCAAUCUCCUAAUGGCACGAGGCAGCACAGCCUCCUUUAAACACCAGCAAUCUGCAAUCAGUGUCAUUUUAGUCGUAUCUUAAUUGCUAGGUUUGGUCCUUGAGGCCCUGGCAGUGGGAGGUAAAUGUUGCAGGCUCAGACUAAUAGCUGAAAAGGAGCCAGAACAGAAGGUGACACUUGAUAGCUGUAUCUUUACUGUAGAUCUCUGGUGGUCUGUGACGCUUUGGCAUUGAAUUUGAAAAAUAAGGGAGGGGGGGCAGACUUCUCCUGAUUGCAGUAACUGGAUGACUUGGUGCUCAGAGAGCGGCAGUUCUCUGUGAGUCUCAGUCUGUUCUUAGUUUUAUUCAAAAGUGUUUGAUAUUAAGCUUCAGAGUGUGAACAUUAGUUUAUCUCCCUCCCUCCUCUCAUAGGGCCAAACUAGCUGAUACAGCAAGUGUGGAAUUGUAUUUAAUUAUCUGACUUUUUUUCAAAACAACAACAACAAUAACAGAUCUGUUUAUGGAAAAUCAGGACCACAGGGUGAGGUUUAACCUCCCCCUGCGCACUGCAGUCCUGACAGUCUGCCCCCCCCCCCAGCUAUUUUCAUCAGAAAAUAUAUAUGCUAUGGUUGCCAAUGUAGCUUUCCUUUUAGGUGGGGGCAGCAGGGUGGGGGUGGGUUUGAUGGGACAAUAGCAUUGGAAGAAAGGGCUAAACUUAUCUGACAGCUCAUGACUGCAGAUAGCAAUGACUUGGCCCAUCUCAGCAGGUUAUCUGAAUCUAUGAGCACAUUUAGUACGAUAGUGGCUCUUCCCCUAAAUUCUGCUUCAGGGGAGGCAGGGUGUGCCGUUUCAAUUUAAGAGUCUUAUUUCUGCUUAUAUAGCUGGGAACCUGUUACAGGGGUAGCGAGAAAUACAUUUGAGGAAGAGAAAAGUCAUGGCUCUUAAAGUUGUCCUAUUGUUCUGGCAAUAUCCAUACCUUUUAAAAAAAUUGUUAUAAGACCCAUAGAAAAAGAAGCCGUGCGAGAUCUAAUAAUAUCAUUUAAAAAAUCCUUCCAGUAGCACCUUAGAGACCAACUAAGUUUGUCAUUGGUAUGAGCUUUCGUCUGAAGUAUCUGAAGAAGUGUGCAUGCACACGAAGGCUCAUACCAAUGACAAACUUAGUUGGUCUCUAAGGUGCUACUGGAAGGAGUUUUUUUAUUUUGUUUUGACUACGGCAGACCAACAAGCUACCUACCUGUAACUAAUAAUAUCAUGUGCAUGUCUGCCAUUAAAAAUUAGCAAGAAAGUCAAAACUUCAAGAACGACAUCACUUGUCAAAAUGUAAAACACAUUUUAGGUUUGUUCAUAGUUGCUUAGUGGGCCAUAUAAAGGUGUGUUAUUUCCACUAUUUUACACUUAGGAAGGGAAGUAAACGAUAAAAUACAUAGUACAUUGAGACAUUCUUGGUGCUUGUGAUACCCAAUAUAGAAUUAUAAUAUGCAAAAUUCAGCUGAGCCCACCAGUAUAUCAGCUUUUCGAUGCGAGAUGUAGGGCACAUACCAGACAAAGCUCUUGGCUUCUGAAUAAGCAAAACUGACAAUCCUCACAACUUCAGACAAGUCAAAAGAGAACUGGAUAACUAGUCUCCAGUACAAGAUUUCAGUUGAAUUCUCGGCUCAACGUAGACAAUUUUAAAGAAAGUUUGACCACAAGAGACCAGUAAAGACGGUGGCUGUUCCAGAUAUGGUAGGAAUAUGUUUGACCGCUGUUUUUAAAAAAUCCCCACAUCACAGGCACUCACCCCAGGCAUGAUGUAAAAUAGUUGAUUGCCCACUAUUUGAAGUUGAAAAAUAGAAUGAACUUGUAAUUAAGAGGUGAAAAGCAGUGCAUGUGUCUGAGAGUGGAUCUUAGAGCAUACAAAAUGGUUCCAUUGAUUUAUUUAUUUUCAUUGGCUUUGCUACAUUGAAAAAGUAGCAAGUGCACAGAAAGAAUUCUGUGCAACUUGGAAACUUACUGCUCUUUCAACUACUGUAGAACAUCUACUUACGACUGCCUCUACUUGGGUCCGAUCCAAGUCGCGACCGCAGCAAACCCAGAAGUAAAUACCGGGUUUGCCACAAUUCGCACACGUGCAAAAGCGGCUUCUGCCGUUUGCACAUGCACAGAAGUGGCUAAAGGACAGGCCGCCGCAAUGGAUUAUGGUGGUAAGUACAGGUUCCACUGUACAGACUAGCUUCUAUAAGGUUCUCAUCGGGAUCUGCCUGGGCAAAAUGCUAGCAUGCACAAACUUUGGAUCAGUUUAUGGCUCAAAUGAAUAGUAUUUUAUGUAUCUGAUUUGGUGUUUGGACCCAUCCCUUUGCCACCUGCUUGCCUUCCUUUCUUGAGGAAUAGGAUUACUGGUUUUUCUGUCUUUCCCCCAAACAUGAGACUUGCCUGUUCUUCAUUCAUGUAUCCAUACAGUGCAUUUUGGGGACGUGUCCUAUCACAAGAGUUCAGGAGCCUGUUCAGAAGACACAAAGUGCUGUAGCAUGCAAGUAAAUGGUGUACUUGAGAAACAACCCUUAUCUUGGCAGGGAUUGGCUUUUCUGCUAUGUGCUUUCUAGCACAUCUUAUACCCGAGAGCAGCAGCUGCAUUGCCACAAAAUUGUCCCCGAAGCUGGCAAAUUUUCAGCUGUAGUGUGGUGGGUGCAGCAGAAAUCCCAGUCACACAUGUCCAAGGAGUUUUCUGGACUCAUUUGCCCAAGGGGCCUAUGCUUGUUUCUGAACCCAGUGAUAUCAGUUGCCAUUUGAAGUAGAAGAUCAUGGACGGCGUUAGUCCUGCUCAGAGUAGGCCUAUUGAAUUUAAUGGAUGUGGGUAACUUAGGCUCAUUAAUUUCAACAGGUCUCUCCUGAGUAAAACUUAUGCUGGCUACAACCCAGUUUUGUUUCUUUCUUGAAUGACUUGAUCCAUGACAAAGAACUUGCGAGGUCUAUGUUGGUUGUAGAAAGGGAGGCUAGGUGGUUUUUUUUGUUUUUUUGCAGGUUGCUUAUAUGUCAUUCAUAUUCUGACUUUCAUUGUAGGCAUAAAAGUAAGUGGAGAGAAAAGCACACAGCUUACUGACCAGUCCCUGACAAUAGGAUGGUUGUUACUCACAUGCAACAUGAAUGUCACAGCACCUUUUGUCUUCUGAAUGGGCAUUUCACAAUACUCCGUUUCCCAAACACUUUGUGGACCUACUACCUGCAGUCUAUCAUUGUUCUACUGUUUAGGAAGGCAAGUGGGUGGUGAAAGAAUGACCCCACCGAUCAACACGACCCCUUCCUUUUCAAAACAAUAAUUUUAUUGUAUCUAAAGCAUCUAAAAUCAACUAAGUUGUUUGCCUAAUGCACAGUGGGUUUGUAUGAUUUAUGGUCAAUGUUUGUGGGUGUCCAACACCCUGAGUUUUGUGGUUCCAAUGAGCUUGACUAGGACUGGCAUUUCCAAGACUCUGCUGACAAAUCUCAAAGGGAUGGGUUUCUUCAGGACUUGUACAUCCCCUCAGCCCAGCCCCUGCCCAGCUUCAGUAGGUCUGUCCACUCCAACCUUCUGACCCCCUGUUGGGCUUCCUAAUGGUGAGAAUAGUCUGACUGCAUGACCUGGAUUAGGGUUUUUUGGUUGUUGGGUUUUUUUUUGCAAUCUUGAACAGUGGGUAUUAAACUGUGCUGGAUUCUUUUUUAAAUGACCAAAACCUUCCUCAAAAUAUCUGUUUUACUUGUAUUACUUGUAUGGUGCUGAAGUAGGAGUGGGGAAACAGAUGUGCCAUGAAAUGUCAAAGACAAUGACUACUAUUUUUUUGUCCUACAGGUAUUUGGGGAAAUCUUGCCAUUUUACAGAUUUAUGUUCAAAGAGUUGACUGUCCUUGCUCAGACAAAAUGCCUUCUUCUAAAACAAGAAAAGUGAGAUGUGCUCACUUAAGCACUGGGGACUGGCCUCUUCCCACAAAAUGGGACAGAUGGAGAAAGGUCGCUUGCUUUCAGUGCCUCGUCUCUCAAUCAAUCCUUGUGCUGAGCCAGUCGAUUAAGCCUUAAAAGUUCCAUGCAGGGCUCCCUUGUAGGCCAGCUUUGUCCAAAUAGAAGACAGUUCCCAACACAAUUUUCUUCCUAGCAGAGACAUUUCUACCCAACCAGUCUCCAGCCUAUGCCUUCUGGCAGCCAGGCUUUCUUUCUGUUCCAACUGAGUUCAGAUCCUGCAACAUUGCAGAAACGAAGUAGGGUGGGAAGGGAGCAUUGUUGAGGACUUGAUAGGUCUGCAAAUGCAUGACUUCAUGGAUCUCAAGUUACUUAAGCUUGGUCUAAGUUUACUCAUGGUUAGUUUUUACUUCCCACCUAUCUCUUCCUACUCCCACCUGGAAAUGGGUGCUCUCUGGCAGCUGCUGACAACACUCCCUUCAUUUUGGUUGUCUACAAGCUACAGUUUGCAUAUGAUGCUAGCGUCUUUGCUGAACCGAGGGACAGUGCUCUAGACCUGGCAUCGGCUCUUUCUUGUAACACACACUCUUUACCUGCUUGCAAUAAAGAACGUGAUGUCAAAGCA